Linderina pennispora is the source of this 627-nucleotide messenger RNA. RefSeq lists its product as uncharacterized. Gene Ontology annotation, molecular function: lipid binding. The annotation marks the transcript as partial. The transcript has a single exon. The record is from RefSeq and is a predicted model, not a curated record. Gene Ontology annotation, cellular component: ERMES complex; endoplasmic reticulum. Gene Ontology annotation, biological process: phospholipid transport. NCBI's taxonomy places the organism in Eukaryota, Fungi, Kickxellomycota, Kickxellomycetes, Kickxellales, Kickxellaceae.
AUGCGCAAGGAGAUUCUCUCGCGGACCGGCUACGAGCUGGGGGCGCAGGCGGCCGAGUCGUGCGACUGGCUGACGGUGUUUCUGGCGCAGAUUAUCGCCAAGUUCCGCGCAGACGCCGAACGCCACGACCGGCUGGUGCGGGUGAUCAGCGAGGCCCUGAAUGGCGAGCUGCGGCCGUCGGUGCUGGACAGCAUCCGGAUCACACAGUUCUCCUUGGGCUCGGACUUUCUGCGCAUUACUGCGGCCCGCAUGGUGCCGUCGUCGGGCUCCCUGGGCAUGCGCGCCGAGCUCGAUCUCUCGCUGCACGACGAAAUCACACUGGGCUUCAACACAAAGGUGCUGGUCAACUGGCCACGCCCAUCGGUGGCCGCCUUGCCCGUCACAAUGGUGGUCUCGGUGGUCAAGUUUGUCGGCACGGUGGCCGUAGAGUUCGAUAGCGCGGCGCUCGAGCCCUCGGUGGCAGUCACAAUUCUGCCAGACUACAUCCUCGAGUUCGACAUCCAGACGUUGAUUGGCAGCAAGGCCAAGGUGCAGAACCUGCCGAUGCUGACAUCGGUGAUCAGCAGGAAACUGCAGGCGGCGUUUGCCAAGGAGCUGGUGAUGCCGAAUGAGAAGCGGAUCAAGAUC